AAUGAGUGAAAACAAAAUUAUUUUAUAUGAUGAGCCCUCAUUUGGAGGUCUGAGCUUAGAACUCACCAAGUCUCAGACUAAAUUGGCUCGUCAAAAUUUUUCAAAGGCUGCUUCCUCUCUGCGUGUGAUUGGCCAGCCAUGGGUCGCUUAUACUCAAAACAACUAUGAGGGUGAAGCCCGUGUGUAUGAGGAGGGCAAUUACAGUAAUAUUGAUGUUGACAACAAAAUCAUGUCUUUAUAUCUCAUCCUUUCAAAUCUGGGGACCCCAUUUAUCAAGCUCUUUGAAGGAGAAGGGUUGACUGGCAAGUCCAUUGAUGUGCAGGAUGCAGCUAUUCUGAACUUUGGUAAACUAGAAAAUGGAGCUUCCUCUUGGCAGGUGCUCAGUGGUGCCUGGAAAAUAUGCGAUGAAGUGAAGGAUAACCCCAGAUACAAGGUAUCAUCCGUUGGAGAUAUGGCUUUACGUUACUCUGAAAUAGGCUUGAGUCACUCAGCGUUAAGUGUUUAUCCUCUAUUGCCUGGGAAGCCUAAAUUUACAACAAAUGUCCAGUGGGACAGAAAGAAGGAGCUCAGUAACCGUGUUAGCCAACUAGAUGAGAUCAUUAUUGUUAAUAAGUCUAAGCAUGAACAGGAUUUCAGCCACAGUUCAGGGCGGGACUAUACCUCCAGCCUUGAAGUUGAAAUGAAAUUUAGCAAUGAAACUUCUAUUGAGUUGGGAACAAGCUUUAAAGUUCCUGUGAUUGGUGAACUGAGUACCACUUUGACCCAAACCAUAUCCAUAGAGAAAGGAAAAACUGAGAGCAAGUCUACCACUGUCACCAACAAAGUGAAAAUUCCUGUGACGGUUCCAGGAAAUACUAAAGUCACCAUCAAUGUCAUGAGAAGGGACAUCAGCUACUCUGUCCCAGUAGAAAUAAUUAUAGAAAGAAACAAGUUGAGGAAGACAGAAUAUGCUGAGCUUAUAUGCAGAGAUGGUACAGAUGUGCACAUCUCCCGAAAUGAUGAGGCUGUUUAAUCCUAAAACUCCAAAGCAACAGGAGACAUAAGAUAGUGGUCUGAUCUUUAUUACUGGCAAUAGAAGACAUGUCCACAACAGAUUGUGCUAACUCUUCACAUUAUAAAUAGCUGCCACUACAACACCUUAAGUCUUGUAUCAGUUAAUACCAUACUGGGGCUGAACUCACUGAACAAUCAAAAGAAAAAGGACAGAGCUCUCCAGCACUGUGAGAUCUAUCUCAUUUCUGUAUCUGAAAGGAGAGACAAGCCCAGUGCAAUACAGCACUGCAUGCUAUGAGAGUUUUGUUACACUUACACUUUGUGCUUUGUAUUUUAUAUUACUUUACACUUCAGAUUGGGUCCUUUCAUUAUUAUUACAUUUAAACUUUGCACUUACUCUUUAAUAUUUUAUUACAUUUAGAUUUAGAUCCAGAAGUGAUUUACAAAUUCUGAUUAUGUUGCUAUGUUACUUUAACAAAUUACAAUUAUACUUUGUAUAUUUCUCUGUAUCAUUUACAACUUACAUUGGACAUUCUAUUUGCCCCAAUGUAAACUAAAACUGACAGUUUCAGAAAGUGGGAGGGACAGGAGAAUCCCAGGGUAUGUCUGGAGCUCUCACAAUUAUUGUGAAAUGCUAUAAGCAGUUUUUAACAGCAGAUUUCACUGAUUUAUCUUUUGCAAGCUGUAUGCAGGUGAUGUUUGCUCAAAAUCCACAACACACUUAUUUAACUGACAGAAAAGUAAUAUAUACUAAACUAGAGACAUUAGUAAUUAAUGCAAACUGAGCCGUUAUAUCAGUGCCAGUGGUUCUCCUGUUUAUUUAUCUCUCCCAUGUGAAAUUUUGUAUCCCAGAGAGCUUCAUUACUUUCAAUGGAAGGCAUCUCUCAUCUCUAUGGGACUUCCAGGCUCCACCCUUUUUCUUAUAGAAUUCAGUGAGUUCAGCCCCUGUGAAUUCUGCACUAUAAUUUCUCUCAAAACUAAAGAACCUUUGCUUAGUGGGCCCAUAGAAAGUAAUGUCGCUCUCUGGGAAAAUGAAGCUGUCGUUUUUCAGUUUUAUUUUAAAUGGAAUAAGAACAAACGGCAACUUAAUUUGUAAAAGAUACACAUAAAUAUACAAAGUACGAUCCUAGUUUGUUAAAGUUACACAGAAACUGUGAAAGCUUAAUCAGAAUUUGGAAAAUCCUAAAUAAACUGCUGUAUACAAACUAAAAUACAAUAUAUAAAAAGCGCAAAGAGUAAAUGUAAUAAAACUUAGUCGGAAGUGUAAAGUGAUAUAAAAUAAAAAAAAACACAAAGUAUAAAUGCAGCAGAAUUGUCACGUCAUGACAGCACUGGGCUUGUCUCUCCAUCACAAACAGAAAUGCAAGGAAUGUCCCUUGGAGAAGUAAAGCAAAAUCUGCCUUUUAAGAAUUUCACUGGGAAUCUCACAGGAGGAUCAUUCUAGAUCAUCUCACCUAAGCGGUGAUGUAUGCCAUCAACAUACCCAAUAGCCCUCUAUCUGUACAUAAACCUAUACAAAUAUGUAUAGUCUCCUUGUGGUGCAUUUAACAGGUCAAACAGAUGGGAUUAAGCUAUAACUAGCGUUCUGUUACAUACAGAACUCAUUUUGCCUUACACACAGCAAGUGACCAGCUAAUAUUAUUUAUUCCUGGCUAUGAUACUGAGAUUAUGCUAAUACAAUCAUAUAUGUUACAUGGGAUAAAAAUGUGAUCACAAAAAAGCAGAUACAUAAAUAAAAUAUAUAUUUAAACUGGA
Bombina bombina (fire-bellied toad) is the source of this 2748-nucleotide messenger RNA. RefSeq names its product epidermal differentiation-specific protein-like. Lineage: Eukaryota; Metazoa; Chordata; Amphibia; Anura; Bombinatoridae. The record is from RefSeq and is a predicted model, not a curated record. The transcript has a single exon. Gene Ontology annotation, biological process: visual perception; lens development in camera-type eye. Gene Ontology annotation, molecular function: structural constituent of eye lens. Bases 2 to 1012 code for a protein of 336 amino acids.